AUGAGAUGUCUGGGUUUGGGCCACAACUUUCCCGUACUAUCGCCAGAAACGAUACAACAAUUAUGUCAUCAAAACAUCAAAUACUUUGUCAAUGGAUUUGAUUUUGUGUUAGCAGUAAAUCACACAAAUAUGGUCUACGGUUGGGGAAGCAAUGACCAGGGUCAAUUGGCUCAACAAUAUAAAAUCGACAAAUUACGACCAGAGAUUAUAUCAUAUUUGAACGACAAAAAUAUUAUUCAAAUCAGUUGUGGUUUUCAUCACACUCUGGCCCUAACCAGUGAUGGCCGGGUGUAUGCCUGGGGUCGCAAUGAUUUCGGACAAAUUGGUUGUGGAAAUAAUAAUGAUAUGAUUUGUACGCCAAUUGAACUGCUAUUUGGAGAUUUUAAAAUACAGUCCGUUUAUUGUUUUUAUAACUCUUCGUUUGCCAUCACAUCCGACGGACAUGUCUUCAGUUGGGGUCAGAAUAAAAACCAUAAAUUGGGACUAAAUAUAACCGAUGAUAAACUUUUGAACCCCCGACUGAUAUCAACCAUAAGUGGUGUGAAAGCACUGAAUUGCAACGUUAUGUCAAUCGAUGGCAAUAAUGCGAGUGGCAGUCAAUUAUCACAAACGAUGGCCAGUCUUGACAGUAGUCUCAGCGCAAUGGAUAUAAGUGAUGAUGAGGACCAGGAGUUUCAUAACAACCAUUACAUCGAUACUUUUGAUCAACUCGAAGAGAUAGGGAGGGGAGGGUUCGGCACAGUGUUUAAAGUGAAACAUAAAAUAGACAAAAUGUUUUACGCUAUUAAAAAGGUCACUUAUACCGAAAUAAGUGAUGACCACAAACACAAACACCGGGUGCUUAAAGAGGUGAAAAGUUUGGUAACAGUGCGCUCAGAAUAUGUGGUACAGUAUUACUCCUCAUGGCUCGACAACAAUACCAAACAACUGUACAUUCAGAUGGAGUAUUGCUCGCAAAGUCUGCGCACAGUAUUGGAGACUAAAGGGCCGGCAUUUGGCAGACAAUCGCCGGCCGAACCCAUGAAUAUUCACGAGUAUUACAUAUCGGGUGAAAUAUUCAAUGAGCUCUUAGAGGGCGUCCAGUUUUUGCAUGAAUUAAAACCUCAGAUAAUACAUCGCGAUCUAAAACCCGACAAUGUGUUGAUUGUGAAUGGAUUUAGUGGUCAUAACAAUAGCCGGCGAUUCAUAAAAUUGGGUGACUUUGGUUUGGCCACUGUUCACGACCCGAGCCGACCCACUGCUAGCCGUUACAAACACACGCCUAUCGGCACACUUGGAUUCGUUGCGCCCGAAUCUCGGAGUAAUUGGACAAAGCAUAAGGAUGACAUCGAUAUACACGCGUUUAAAAUGGCAGCGAAUUGGAAACAAAGGCCUGAGUGUCGGGAAGUGUUGGCCAAACAUAACAAGUGGUCUAUCGAUAAGACUGUUGUCGCGAAACAAAACAAUUUCAAUGAAAGGUCUGCGCUGGAACUGCUCGGCUAUAGUCCGCAAUACAAUUGGCUCAUAUUGAAUAUGAAAUUCGCCGAUUCGACCAUGAUCGUUGUCCGCAUAUGUAUCAUACAUUUUACCCAUCAAUUUGUGUCCGAUGUUUACCCUAAACUACCGAGUUUAUUACAGAGCCUUCACAAUUACAUGAGUGUUAGCAAUCUGUACGUUGAGUCAUUUACCACGGUACUAUUGGCCUGGCACCGGUACCUAUCAUUCAAACAUGGUUACGAGUUUAAAAAUUGGAUCAACAAAGUGCCCACGCCUAUUUUAUUAUUAACUCUAUGGGCUAUAAGCCUAACACUAUCGGUACCGCAUUUGGCCAUUGAUUAC
This is a messenger RNA of Medioppia subpectinata, 1818 nucleotides long. The record is from the annotation of a GenBank genome assembly. Lineage: Eukaryota; Metazoa; Arthropoda; Arachnida; Sarcoptiformes; Oppiidae.